Messenger RNA from Serinus canaria (Common canary), 1573 nucleotides. It is a transcript of the gene RGMB, whose product is annotated as repulsive guidance molecule BMP co-receptor b. Gene Ontology annotation, biological process: BMP signaling pathway. Gene Ontology annotation, molecular function: coreceptor activity. The record is from RefSeq and is a predicted model, not a curated record. The transcript has 3 exons. The coding region runs from base 214 to 1515 and encodes 433 amino acids. NCBI's taxonomy places the organism in Eukaryota, Metazoa, Chordata, Aves, Passeriformes, Fringillidae. Gene Ontology annotation, cellular component: plasma membrane.
CGCCGCCGCCAGUGUCCACCCCCCCCGCCCAUCGGGGGUCCGUUCCUUUGUGCCCGUCGCGUCACGCCCCGCUGCCGUAGCUGCGGUAGCACCGCGGGAGCUGGAAGAGGAGGGGGGAGGCAUCGUGGAAAACGUCGUCCGCCCGCCCGCGCCGCCGCCGCCUCAUGCCGUGGCGUCGUCCUGCCGCCGGCCCGGCGACCUGCAUGGCCGGGCAUGGGGAGCGCUGUACCCUCCCGCGCCCCCAGGGCUGAGGCGCCCCUCGCCGCUUUUCGGCGGCUGCUCGCCGCACUGGGGCUCCUGCUGCUUCGCGCAGGUGACUGUAAGCUGCACACAUCUUGUGGAAUCCAGAAGUGCACCACUGAUUUUGUGUCCUUUACUUCACAUCUAAACACAGCUCUUGAGGACUUUGAUUUGGAAUUCUGCAAGGCCCUGCGGGCAUACUCUGUGUGUACCUAUCGCAAUUCCAAAGUAUGCCGUGGAAACCUAGUCUACCAUUCUGCAGUGCUUGGGAUCAGUGAUCUCAUGACCCAGAGAAACUGUACCAAAACUGGACCCACAUCCUCCACCAACUCUGAAAUGACCCAUGAUCCUUGCAAUUACAGUGGCCACACAGAAGCAAGAGAACAUCAAAGGGGAGAGAAGACACCUCCUCCUACGUACUUGUUUUGUGGCUUGUUUGGGGAUCCUCAUCUGAGGACUUUUAAAGACCGCUUCCAGACAUGCAAAGUGGAAGGCGCUUGGCCCCUCAUAGACAAUAAAUACUUAUCAGUGCAAGUGACCAAUGUGCCUGUGGUCCCAGGAUCCAGCGCUACUGCUACAAAUAAGAUAACUAUUAUCUUUAAAUCAUACCAAGACUGCACAGAUCAGAAAGUAUAUCAAGCAAUGACUGAUGACUUGCCUGCAGCUUUUGUUGAUGGCACAACAAGUGGAGGAGAUGAGAACACCAGGAGCUUGCACAUUGUGGAGAAAGUCAAUGGCAAAUAUAUUGAGAUGCACGCAAGGUACAUCGGAACCACAGUGUAUAUCCGUCAGCUUGGGCACUACCUGACCCUGGCCAUUCGCAUGCCCCAAGAGUUGGUCAUGGCCUUUGAGGAGAACCAGGAUCUGCAGCUGUGUGUGAACGGCUGCCCUUCCACUGAACGUAUUGAUCCGAGUGGCCACUUGCCAUUGCCUGUGAUGGGAAAGCUGCUUCCUUGGGGUGCUGCAUCUCAUCCCCAGUCAGGGUAUACACUGGAAACAGCCACCACCAAAUGCCAUGAGAAGAUGCUUGUGAAGGACAUCUAUUUUUAUUCGUGUGUAUUUGAUCUACUCACCACUGGCGAUGACAACUUCACAGCUGCUGCUCACAGUGCCUUGCAGGAUGUGGAGGCACUGCACCCCAGCAAAGAGCGCUGGCAUAUCUUUCCCAGGAGUGGAGAUGAUGGUGUGGGCAGGGAUAGCAAAUUCUUUGUCAGUCUUGGACUUCUGUGCUUGAUCCUUGUUGCAUAUUUGUACGAUUCUUUUUUUAGACUCUAACAAAAUUUAUAUAUAUUGUUAUAAUAUAUUGAGUAAAGAGGAAUAUAUAUGUAUAUAC